GGCCAUUCAGUAGAUUCAAAUACCUUUGGACCUGUGUCUCUUGGUUUGGUUACUGCUAAAGCAACACAUAUUGUGUGGCCGCCAAGACGCUGGCAAUCUGUGGAGUGUAAAAUCCCAGAAGAUAGAUAUCCACUUGAAUUUCAUUGAGAAGAAAGACUCCCGGUGAACUUGUGAUCUUUUCUGUAAUUUCUCCGUCUUUCUCUUAUUUUCAAUUUUCAAAAGAGGUAAUUCUACGUUCCUGCUCAAUGAAACUGAAUAAAUCUAAUCUCUAAUCUAAUCUAAACUGGUCUACUGUGCCUGUUUCAUCUUGAACUCUUCUCAAGAUCUCUGCCACAAACUGUGCUAACGCAUUCUCAACCAUCCAAGUGGAAGGUGUUGCCAGAGGAAACAGUGUUUCUGCAAUGAGAGCUGUUGUACAGCGAGUGAAAGGAGCAAGUGUCAAAGUGGAUGGUGAGCUUAUCAGUUCUGUAGGCCCAGGCCUUUGCGUGCUAGUCGGAAUCCAUAAAUCGGACACUAAGAAAGAUAUCGAUUGGCUGGUGAAUAAACUGCUGACUCUGAAAUUGUUCGGAGAUGAAGGUGGAAAGAGAUGGUCGAAAAACGUGGUUGACUCUGGCCAUGAAAUACUGUGUGUGAGUCAAUUCACCUUGUAUUAUUCUCUCAAAGGAACAAAAUUAGACUUUCAUAAUGCUAUGCCUGCCACUCAAUCCCAGCCUUUUUACGAAGAUUUUCUAUCUUCAUUAAGGACAGCAUAUUUACCAGAUCGAAUCAAAGAUGGCAAGUUCGGUGCAAUGAUGGAUGUUAGCCUAAUUAAUGAUGGUCCCGUCACGAUACAAUUGGAUUCUCCAACUCAGCCAACAGCUACCUCUGGGGAUAUCAGUUAAAAUGAAAAGUCCCUAUUCUAUGAAUACUGGUAGUAUAGGUAAAAAUUAUGUGAUAACUAAUUUAAAGGAAGACUUCCCAAUUUUUGAAGACAAGCUGUAAGUGUAUGCUUCAAUAUUUUGGUUAUCCCUCUUAUUUUUUGUUAAUUAAAAUCUUUGUCGUGAAGCAAAA
This is a messenger RNA of Bemisia tabaci, 1050 nucleotides long. It is a transcript of the gene Dtd, whose product is annotated as D-aminoacyl-tRNA deacylase. NCBI's taxonomy places the organism in Eukaryota, Metazoa, Arthropoda, Insecta, Hemiptera, Aleyrodidae. The record is from RefSeq and is a predicted model, not a curated record. Gene Ontology annotation, molecular function: D-tyrosyl-tRNA(Tyr) deacylase activity. Gene Ontology annotation, cellular component: cytoplasm. Gene Ontology annotation, biological process: tRNA metabolic process.